GUUCAGAGAACACGAGCAGCGGAUGCCGCGGUCAACUGCAACUACGGCGCCAGCUGCUGGGCCUUCACGGUGCGGUCCAACGGAAGUGCAUACGUCAUGGAGCAGGGCAGUAUCCUGGGUUUCCAAAAGAGUCCUGGUGUGUGCACGUACGUCAAGAAGGCCAACUGGGGCAACGGCGCCUGCAACUGCGAGGCCACCUACGUGGUAGGCAACACAACGUACGCUGGCUGCACGUUCGACAGCUCCCAAAGGACCCUUCCGGACAAGCCCUGGUGUGAUGUCUCGCCCAGCAGCUGCGACGGUGGCUUUGAUUUCAUGCGGAACGUCAACGGCAUGGAGGUGCCUGGAGUCUACUGCACGUCGGGCCCGUUUGUUGCCGAUCUAUCUGACCCGCCUAGCCCGCCCCCGAUGACGCCGCCUAGCCCAACACCGCCCGCACCACCAUCUACUGGACGCAACGGUGCCGACCAGCAGCAGCAACAGCAGCAGCAGGGCGCGCCAACUGGGUUAGCGUUGAAUGAUGGAGUUGACACCGCCACCACUGGCGCCCGAAACAGCGGCAGCAGCAGUGCCGACGAAAGGGGCACAUCACACAGUAGCAGCAGCCGCAUCGAGAGCGGCCACUUGGCCGCGUCUACGGUGGCGUGAGUAAUACAGGCAGACCCCAGCAGCGCCAACGACAACUCCCAUACAUAAUAAUUGAAUGAUGAAUGAACAUGCAUGGAUAUGCUGAUGAAGAGAUGGUAGCGAUGGUUCACGCUGGCAAGCUCUAUCUAUCUCGCUCGGGUUGAUUGACCAGGUUACCAGGCGGGAGGUUGCUCCAGUAAUGGUUACACGAGGGACCUGCUGCUGACGCAAAGGGUCAUGCACUGUGGCUAUCACCAGUGCUCGUAUCUUAAGAGGGGCAGCAGGCGCGGCGCCAGUGACAGAUUUUCGAAAAAAGGCAU
Chlamydomonas reinhardtii is the source of this 947-nucleotide messenger RNA. RefSeq lists its product as uncharacterized. Lineage: Eukaryota; Viridiplantae; Chlorophyta; Chlorophyceae; Chlamydomonadales; Chlamydomonadaceae. The transcript has 3 exons. Bases 97 to 648 code for a protein of 183 amino acids. The record is from RefSeq and is a predicted model, not a curated record.